Molecule: messenger RNA, 1476 nt
Organism: Trichoplax adhaerens
Lineage: Eukaryota; Metazoa; Placozoa; Uniplacotomia; Trichoplacea; Trichoplacidae
Exons: 12
Coding region: 1-1476 (491 amino acids)
Biological process (GO): activation of GTPase activity
Molecular function (GO): GTPase activator activity
Source: RefSeq, a predicted model, not a curated record
AUGCAUAUACGGCUAUCUUCUUUGCAUUCUAUCAAGACUUCUGAUUCAAAUAUGGGUUGGAAGUACUUAAUAUUUGUUCUCCAAGAUGGAGCUGUUUUGCCCGCUCUCCAUUUUCAUAAAGGUGGCAGUAAAGAAGUAUUACAGUUCUUAGAACGCUUUGUUUGGUUAUCGAUAUCUCCAAGUAAUCCCAACUGUUUACAAGUCAUUGAUAACCGUAAUGCCCUACAUCAUUCUUUAACUCAAUUACAAAUUUUUAAUGAAGCGCCUUCAAUGUCUGUAUGUACUAGAUUUUUGAAGGACGCUUACGUGGAAACAAUGGUUGGCUUCUCUCGUGUGACUAAAUUAAUGUGGGAUGCCUUUGGAUCUGCAAAUAUAAACGAAAUUGCUAAUAAUGAAAAAAAAAUUGAAAUUGAUUGUACUCCGGGGAUCGCCGUUAGUAGUUAUGAACCUGGAUUUGAAUUCGUUACCUGUAACAAAUUGGGGGAUGACCCCGCAGUCUCUCGCUUAGAACCCUUAACAGAUGUAGAAUUUACAUCAUUUUUUGACUCGCGAGGUUGUCUCGUUGAAAUUGAUAAGUUUUUGGAACGUGCUUUUCGCGGGGGUUUAGGCCAUGGUAUUAGACAAGAAGCUUGGAAGUAUUUACUAAAUUACUAUAGCUUUGACUUUAACAACGAAAUGAAACUUGAUCGAAAGCACCAAAAGACAGGUGAAUAUCACUCAAUUAAACAACAAUGGCAGUUAAUUACACCAACUCAGGAGAAGAAUUUUAAAGAAUUUCGUCUCCGUAAAAGUACCGUAGAAAAGGAUGUACUACGAACAGAUAGGACGCACGAGUUUUAUAAGGGUGAAGAUAAUCCCAAUGUGAAGAAAUUAUACAACAUACUAUUGACGUACAGUUUUUAUAACUUUGAUUUAGGAUAUGUUCAAGGAAUGAGUGAUUUAGUCUCUCCUAUAUUAUUUGUGAUGGAAAAUGAAGCGGACACAUUUUGGUGUUUUGUCGGCUUGAUGGAAAGAAUCGGUUCGAACUUUGAUAUCGAUCAGAAAGAAAUACAGAAACAACUGAGUCUACUUUACGGACUAAUAAGAUUCGUAGAUCCGGAAUUUUGUAACUACUUAGAUACUCACGAUUCCAAUAACCUCUACUUCUGUUUCCGUUGGCUUUUGGUCUUAUUUAAAAGAGAAUUCACGUUCCAAGAAACUAUGUUAUUGUGGGAGGUCUUGUGGAGUCAAAGAUUAUCACAGCAUUUUUUACUAUUUAUCUGCUUGGCCAUAAUUAUGAACCAGAAGCAAGUCAUUGUUUCUAAUAAUUACGGAUUUAACGAAAUCAUAAAACAUGUGAAUGAACUAGCUUUGAAACUAAACUUGGAAGACAUCCUUAAGAAAGCUGAGACAAUGUUUAUUCAAGUUAAGAGAUGCAAAACUAUGCCUAGCAAUAUUAAAGAACUCACUGAGACUCCUAAUUCCUUUGGCCCGUAA